Egretta garzetta (little egret) is the source of this 1308-nucleotide messenger RNA. It is a transcript of the gene GNB5, whose product is annotated as G protein subunit beta 5. The record is from RefSeq and is a predicted model, not a curated record. Gene Ontology annotation, molecular function: protein binding; signaling receptor complex adaptor activity. NCBI's taxonomy places the organism in Eukaryota, Metazoa, Chordata, Aves, Pelecaniformes, Ardeidae. Gene Ontology annotation, cellular component: heterotrimeric G-protein complex; cytoplasm. The coding region runs from base 1 to 1308 and encodes 435 amino acids. Gene Ontology annotation, biological process: G protein-coupled dopamine receptor signaling pathway; G protein-coupled receptor signaling pathway. The transcript is spliced from 12 exons.
AUGUGUGACCAGACCUUUUUAGCAGUUGUAUUUGGUCCAUGUGACAAGUGCUCCAAAGAGAAGCCCCUUAGGGCCGUUUACAUCAAAUCAGAACAACUCAGCUACUGCUCGCUGUGUGUGGAAAUGAUGGCAACCGAGGGGCUGCACGAGAACGAGACCUUGGCAUCGCUGAAGAACGAGGCCGAGAGCCUGAAGGGCAAGCUGGAGGAGGAGCGGGCCAAGCUGCACGACGUGGAGCUUCAUCAGGUGGCGGAGCGUGUGGAGGCGCUGGGACAGUUUGUGAUGAAGACGAGGAGGACCCUGAAGGGCCACGGAAAUAAAGUUCUCUGUAUGGACUGGUGCAAAGACAAGAGAAGAAUUGUGAGCUCUUCUCAGGACGGGAAGGUGAUAGUGUGGGAUUCCUUCACUACCAACAAGGAACAUGCAGUGACGAUGCCUUGUACCUGGGUGAUGGCGUGUGCAUAUGCCCCAUCUGGAUGUGCCAUUGCUUGUGGUGGCCUGGACAACAAGUGUUCUGUGUACCCUCUGACAUUUGACAAAAAUGAAAAUAUGGCUGCAAAGAAGAAAUCAGUUGCAAUGCACACAAACUACUUGUCUGCCUGCAGCUUCACUAACUCAGACAUGCAGAUCCUGACAGCAAGUGGAGAUGGAACUUGCGCUCUGUGGGAUGUUGAGAGUGGGCAGCUUCUACAGAGUUUCCAUGGUCAUGGAGCUGAUGUCCUGUGCUUGGACCUGGCCCCUUCUGAAACGGGAAAUACAUUUGUCUCUGGGGGAUGUGACAAGAAAGCCAUGGUUUGGGAUAUGCGGUCCGGUCAGUGCAUCCAGUCAUUUGAAACCCAUGAUUCAGAUAUCAACAGUGUCAGAUAUUACCCAAGUGGAGAUGCUUUUGCCUCUGGUUCAGACGAUGCCACGUGUCGUUUAUAUGACCUUCGUGCAGACAGAGAAGUAGCAAUUUAUUCCAAAGAGAGCAUAAUUUUUGGAGCAUCCAGUGUGGACUUCUCUCUCAGUGGUCGCCUACUGUUUGCAGGCUAUAACGAUUACACCAUAAAUGUCUGGGAUGUGCUGAAAGGGUCCCGUGUAUCUAUUCUGUUUGGACACGAAAAUCGUGUCAGCACUUUGCGGGUCUCUCCUGAUGGGACGGCGUUCUGCUCGGGCUCCUGGGACCACACUCUCCGAGACGGCUUCUGUCGCUUCUUCGGCAGACACGACUCCCAGCCGGCUGACCAGAGCAGUACCAUAAGCAGCGCGAUCAUGGCCGCAGCGGGGUUUGGAAUAGCAGGAUUGGCUUUUCUCUUGGUGGUGCGGUAG